AUGAACCGGGUAUUCUUGUCACUGAGCUGGAAUGAAAUCCGUCGGCGCGCGGUCGAAUUCGCGGACGAAUAUUCGGAUGCGACAUACGAGAAAGGCGAAACCCAAUCGUUCUACAACGACUUCUUCGAUGUCUUCGGCAUCAAGCGGAGGCAGGUUGCCCGUUAUGAGGAACACGUCAAGAAGCUGUCGGGCGACACCGGAUUUAUCGAUCUUUUCUGGCCGAAGACGCUUCUUGUGGAGCAAAAAAGCGCCGGGCGCGAUCUGACCGCCGCGGCCGAACAGGCCGGUGAAUAUUUCGACGCGAUCAGGGACGCAGACAAGCCCCGCUUCCAACUCGUCUGCGACUUCCAAAACUGGGAACUGCUCGACCGAGACACGCGCGAGACGUGGUCCUUCACGCUUUCAGAACUGGCAGACAACAUUCAGGCCUUUGCCUUCAUGAUCGGGCGCGAAAAGCGCGUCUUCAAGGAUCAGGACCCGGUCAACAUCGACGCCGCCGAACUGAUGGGCGCAAUCCAUGACGAGUUGGAGGCAUCGGGCUACAAGGGCCACGAUCUCGAAGUCUAUCUGGUGCGGCUUCUGUUCAUGCUGUUUGCCGACGACACCGGCAUUUUCGAAACGCGCGACAUGCUGCUCGAUUUCAUCGAGCAUCGCACCAGUGAAGACGGGUCCGACCUCGGCUCGAAGAUCAACGACCUUUUCCACGUGCUCAACACGCCCGGGGACCUGCGCUCGCCCCAUAUGGACGAAGACCUGGCGCGGUUCCCCUAUGUCAAUGGCGACCUGUUCUCCGAAAGCCUGCCGCCCGCCUGGUUCACGGCGGGGAUGCGAGACACCUUCCUUGAGGCAUGCCGCUUCAACUGGUCGAAAGUGUCGCCAGCCAUUUUCGGUUCGCUGUUCCAGUCGGUGAUGGACCCGGCCGAGCGGCGCAAGAAAGGCGCCCAUUACACCACCGAAAAGAACAUCAUGAAGCUGAUCGGACCGCUGUUUCUGGACGAUCUGCGCGCCGAACUCGAUCAUCUCAAAGGGUUGAAAACCGGCAAGGCCGGGCGGCUCGAAGCCUUUCGGCGGCGGCUGGGCACACUGACUUUUCUCGAUCCGGCCUGCGGUUGCGGCAACUUCCUGAUCAUCGCCUAUCGCGAAUUGCGCAAGCUGGAAAUCGAGUGCCUCGCCGAACUGCGCGGUACCGACACCAAAGAGAUGUUCGGAGAGACGAUCUCCGAGGUCAAUGUCGACCAGUUCUACGGCAUCGAACUGGAGGAGUUUCCCGCCCGUAUCGCGGAAGUCGCGAUGUGGAUGAUUGACCACAUCAUGAAUGUCGAAUUUGGCGAUGCCUUCGGGCUGAUCCUGACCCGCAUUCCGCUGACAAAGUCGCCCCAUAUUCUCAACGAUGAUGCGCUGGCGGUCGAUUGGAACGACCUCCUACCGGCGCACCAAUGCUCAUACGUGAUGGGCAACCCGCCGUUCAUUGGGCAAAGCUAUCAGUCCAAAGAGCAGCGCGAAGCGCUCCGGCAAAUUGUUGACCCAAAAAGGAAGUCCGCUGGAGCGCUGGACUAUGUAACCGGAUGGUUUCUGAAGGCCGGAGCAUACAUCAAUCAGGAUGGCUGCAAAGCUGACAUCGCCUUCGUUUCUACGAACUCGAUCACCCAAGGGGAACAGGUCGCGCUUCUUUGGCCCAUCCUCUUUGAACGAUACAAGAUGGAGAUCGCCUUUGGCCAUCGCACCUUCGAAUGGGGCAGCGAAGCGCGCGGCAAGGCCCAUGUGCAUGUGGUCAUCGUCGGGAUCACCCGGCGGGACCGCGAGCGCGAUGUCAAGCGACUGUUUUCUUACGAAAACAUCAAAGCCGAGCCGGAAGAGACGCGCCAUAGGGCACUGACGGCCUAUCUUUUUGGAGUGACCGAUGGGGCCAAUCGCGAUUACCGCUACUCCAUCGGCCUCGUCUACAACACCUUCCCCUGGCCGGAGAUGGACGACGCGGCGCGGGAAAAAAUCGGCGCGCUGGGCCAGGCCGUGCUGGAUGCGCGGGACGAAUUUCCCGACGCGACAUUGGCCGAUCUCUACCACCCGGACCUGAUGCCGCCCGCCCUGCGCAAGGCCCAUACCGCGCUCGACAGGGCCGUGGACCGCCUCUACCGCAAAACGCCCUUCGAAAGCGAGCGCGAGCGCGUCGAGCAUUUGUUCGGCCUGUAUGAGAAAAUGGUCGCGCCCGUCGAGGCAGAGGCCAAGAAGACGCCGAAGCGGCGGAGUGGGGACAUCACCAACGACCAGAUCUUCCUGUUCGGCCUGUUCGGCAUCCUGUUCGCCAUGCUGGUCUGGGGGCGUGUGCGCUACGAUCUGGUGGCGUUCGCCGCGCUUCUGAUCGCCGUCCUGGCCGGCCAUGUGGACCCGGACGCCGCGUUCGCCGGCUUCGGCCAUCCCGCCGUCGUCAUCAUCGCGCUUGUGCUGAUCGUCUCCCGCGGCCUCGUCAAUUCCGGCGCGGUCGAACUGAUCGCGCGCUUUGUCGUCGCGCCCGACCGGCCGCUGCCGGUCCAUAUCUCGGUGAUGGCGGUGGCCGGCGCGGCGCUGUCGGCGGUGAUCAACAAUGUCGCCGCGCUGGCGCUUUUGAUGACGCUCGACAUGGAUGUGGCGAAGAAGGCCAGGCGCGCCGUGUCGCUGACCCUGAUGCCGCUGUCGUUCGCGACCAUCCUUGGCGGCAUGAUCACGCUGAUCGGCACGCCGCCCAACAUCGUCAUCGCGCAAUACAGGCAGGACGCGCUGGGCGCGCCGUUUUCCAUGUUCGAUUUCACCCCCGUCGGGCUGAUCGUCUCGGUGGUGGGCAUCGCGUUCGUCGCGCUGGCCGGCUGGCGGCUGAUCCCGGCGCGCGACGGCAGCCAGCCGCUCGACGAGGAUGCCGGGCUCUAUGUCGCCGAGGCGCGGGCGCGCGAGGGGUCGCGGGCGAUCGGGCGGAUGGUGCGCGACCUUUACCCGGACGCCGCCGACAAGGACGUGCAGAUCAUCGGCCUGGUGCGGCGGGGCAAAAGGCUGCCCGGCUUUGCGCGCACCGAGGAAAUCCGCAAGGGCGAUUUCCUGGUGCUGGAGGGCGAUCCGAAAUCGAUCGAGGCGUUCAUGGGCACGGCGGAGCUCGAUUUCGCCGGCUCGGAGAAGCAUGGCGGCCUGCGCGGCGCCAAUCUGACGCUGAUCGAGGCGAUCGUGCCGGACACGGCGCGCAUCGUGAACCGUUCGGCGCUGGACGUGCGGCUGCUCUACCGCCACGGGGUGACGCUGCUGGGUGUUUCGCGCGGCGGCAAGCGCUUCCGGGACCGGGUGCGCAAGCUGGCGAUCCGGCCCGGCGACGUGCUGCUGCUGCUCGGCCCGGACGACCGGAUGGACCAGACCGCCCAGUGGCUCGGCGUCUAUCCGCUGGCCGACCGCAAGACCGCGCUGAUCCAGCGGCGCAAGGCGGCCGCGGCGAUCGGCGCGUUCGGCAUCGCCAUCGCGCUGGCGGUGACGGGCAUCACCACGCUGGCCAUCGGGCUCAGCGCCUGCGUUGUCGCCUAUAUCGCCAUGGGGCUUCUGGGCGGCGAGGAUUUCUACGCGAUGAUCGAGUGGAAGGUGAUCGUGCUGCUCGCUUCGCUCAUUCCAUUGUCGGCGGCGCUGGAAGCCUCGGGCGGCACGGAGCUGAUCGCCAACGCCAUUGUCGGCGGCACCAAUGGCUGGCCGGCCUGGGCGAUCCUUCUGGUCCUGAUGGUCGUCACCAUGACGAUGAGCGACUUUCUGAACAAUGUGGCGACCGCGCUGAUCGCCGCGCCGAUCGGCGUGUCGGUGGCGGGCUCGCUGGGCGCCAAUCCCGACCCGUUCCUGAUGGGCGUUGCGGUGGCGGCCUCCUGCGCCUUUCUGACGCCGAUCGGCCACAAGAACAACACCAUCAUCAUGGGGCCGGGCGGCUACCAGUUCGGCGACUAUUGGCGCAUGGGGCUGGCGCUGGAGGUGAUCGUCAUCGCGGUGGCGGUGCCGGCGAUUUUGUGGACAGAAGGGCCGAUCAUCAUGAGCACCGUCGCCAUCACGGGAACCGGCGUCUUCACGCCGGAACUGGUCGUCACAAACGACGAACUGGUAGAAACCUUCAACGCCUGGGCCGACCGGCAGAACGAAGCCAAUGCCGACGCCAUCGCGGCCGGCGAAACGGAGCCGGUGCCGCAUUCGUCGUCGGAGUUCAUCGUCAAGGCGUCGGGCAUCGAAAACCGGCAUGUGCUGAACAAGUCCGGCAUUCUCGACCCCGAGAUCAUGCACCCCGUCCUGCCCGAGCGCUCCGAGGACGAGCUCGGCGUGAUGGCCGAGAUGGCGCUCGACGCGGCUAAAAAGGCGCUGGCGCAGGCCGGCCGCACGCCCGCCGACAUCGACGCGGUGAUCUGCGCGGCGUCGAACCAUGAGCGCGCCUAUCCCGCGAUCGCCAUCGAAAUUCAGGAGGCGCUCGGCAUCGAGGGCUUUGCGUUCGACAUGAACGUCGCCUGCUCGUCGGCCACCUUCGGCAUGCAGGCCGCGCACGACAUGAUCGCCAACGGCUCGGCGCGGGCGAUCCUCGUCGUCAAUCCGGAGAUCUGCUCGGCGCAUCUGGAAUGGCGCGACCGCGACUGCCACUUCAUCUUCGGCGAUGUGUGCACUGCCGCCGUCCUCGAACGCGCCGACGCCUCGGACGCGGCGGGCCGGUUCGAGAUCGUCUCGACCCGCUGCAAGACGGUGUUCUCCAACAACAUCCGCAACGACAAUGGCUUUCUGCGGCGCACCCGGCCCGGCCAUAUGGAAGACCGGCGCGACAUGCUCUUUCGGCAGGAGGGCCGCAAGGUGUUCAAGCAGGUGGUGCCGAUGGUGGCCGAACUGAUCACGCAGCAUCUGGCCGACAACAAUAUCGCGCCCGACCGGAUCGCGCGGCUCUGGCUGCACCAGGCCAACAAGGCGAUGAACGAUCUGAUCGGCGCGAGGGUCCUGGGCCGGACGCCGGAGCCGGGCGAACAGCCCAACAUCUUGCAGGAAUACGCCAACACCUCGUCGGCGGGCUCGAUCAUCGCCUUUUCGCAGUACAAUGACGAUCUCAAGCCCGGUGACCUCGGCGUCAUCUGCUCGUUCGGCGCCGGCUAUUCGGCGGGCAGCGUGAUCGUGCGGAAGGUGGGUUAG
This is a messenger RNA of Effrenium voratum, 5151 nucleotides long. The record is from the annotation of a GenBank genome assembly. Lineage: Eukaryota; Dinophyceae; Suessiales; Symbiodiniaceae.